UUUCCGGUCACGGACGUGCACGAUGGCGGCUCACAUGUCGCGCUGCAGGACCUGGAGUCGCUUCCAAAGAUAUGGCAUUACAGCUUAUCGAAAGUACAGCAGUGGUGCCGGAUACCCAAACAUCUCCCUCUCCACACCACUGCCUGGCAUCCCAAAGCCGGCGUUUGCCUCCGUGGACGGGCAGGAAAAAUAUGAAACAAAGAUUACCACCUUAGAAAAUGGCCUCAAAGUCGCCUCCCAAAACAAGUUUGGUCAGUUCUGCACAGUUGGAGUUUUAAUAAAUUCUGGGUCUAGACAUGAAGCAAAGUACCCGAGUGGAAUAGCACACUUCUUAGAGAAACUAGCCUUUUCUUCCACAGCUCAAUACGGGAGUAAAGAUGAAAUCCUUCUAACGCUGGAGAAACAUGGCGGCAUAUGUGACUGCCAGACGUCGAGAGACACCACCAUGUACGCGGUGUCUGCAGAGGUGAAAGGUCUGGACACUGUGGUCAGUCUUCUGGCGGACGCCGUGCACCAGCCUCGCCUGCUGGAUGAGGAGGUGGAGAUGACCCGGAUGGCCGUGCGCUUUGAGCUGGAGGAUCUGAACAUGAGGCCGGACCCCGAGCCCUUACUCACCGAGAUGAUCCACGCUGCUGCAUAUCGAGGAAACACGGUCGGACUUCCGCGCUAUUGUCCCGUAGAGAACGUGGACAAAAUUGACAAGAGCGUGCUCCACAGUUACCUGCGUAACUACUACUGUCCUGAGCGCAUGGUGUUGGCCGGGGUGGGAAUCGAGCACGAUCAGCUGGUGGAGUGUGCCAGGAAGUACCUGCUGGGGGUGAAGCCGGUGUGGGGGGCGAGUGCACCGAGCACACCGGCCAACGUGGACCUCUCCGUGGCUCAGUACACCGGCGGCAUCGUCAAGAUGGAGAAGGACAUGUCGGACGUGAGCCUCGGCCCCGCCCCCAUCCCAGAGCUCACCCACAUCAUGAUCGGCCUGGAGAGCUGCUCCUUCCUGGAGGACGACUUCAUCCCGUUUGCAGUGCUCAACAUGAUGAUGGGGGGCGGCGGUUCCUUCUCGGCAGGAGGACCCGGGAAAGGCAUGUUUACCCGCCUGUACCUGAACGUGCUCAACAGGCAUCACUGGAUGUACAACGCCACCUCCUACCACCACAGCUACGAGGACAGCGGGCUGCUGUGUAUCCACGCCAGCGCCGACCCCAGACAGUUGCGGGAAAUGGUGGAAAUAAUAACCAGAGAGUUCAUUCAGAUGUCCGGCAGCGCAGGAGAGAUGGAGCUGGAGAGAGCCAAAACUCAGCUCAAAUCCAUGCUGAUGAUGAACCUGGAGUCCCGGCCCGUUAUCUUCGAAGAUGUCGGCCGCCAGGUUCUGUCCACGGGGAAGAGGAAACUACCGCACGAGCUUUGCGACCUAAUAAGCAACGUGACGGCCGGCGACAUCAAGAGAGUGACCACCAAGAUGCUGCGCGGUAAACCGGCGGUGGCGGCUCUCGGCGACCUGGCGGAGCUCCCCUCGUACGAACACAUCCAGGCGGCGCUGUCGAGCAAAGACGGCCGUCUGCCGCGCAGCUACCGCCUGUUCCGAUAGACCCGGCUGCUCCCUGGCUGGUUCCUGUACAUGAACUGGACCUGGAGAUGACACUAGUUCCCUCCCGACACGCAGACCACUUCGGUCUGGGAGGGCUCCAACACCCGGACGCGAUGAGAAACAUUUGCCUCCACAGCGAUCUUAGUCUGCGUUCAGCGGGAGGAUCCGUACUUAUCGUCUGCAGGAGCCUCACGUUGCCAAAAGUUUGGUUUCCAAGGGACGUUUUUUCCCCAAACACACAAUAGUUACAGUCAUUUCGCCUUUAAAAUCCCAAAUGUUAGACGGGCUGUUACGUGUAUUGAUGAAUAAUAUUGAUCAUAGACUGGAGGAAGAUGUGGGUUAGUAAUAAUAGUAAUAAUAAUAAUACUGUCAACACCCUAAAAAACAUUUCUACUGAGUGGAAAAAGACUUUAAAAAGAUCUUUUUACCGUAUUUAUGCGAGAGAACCGUCGGAUCCUUAUAGUGAUGCACAUCGAAAGUUACCUGAUGAAUGAUAGAAAGGUUUUCCUCCUCUUUUGGGCUCCAGUGAUUACGGUCUGCCUGAGAACCUGGAGGUGGGGUUGGUGGGUCUCGUCAUCUCUCGGCAUCACCUAGCAACCGUCUGGGAUGCUGCACGUAGUCGAGGGAUUGCCUGCUCCACAACCGGAUUAAAAUGCAAACUUUUGCUUUUAAAUUUAUUAAAACUAUAGCUGGAAGAUGUAAUCCUUCUGUCAUAUGUUUAAAUGUGAAAAAUAUAUUUUAUUUUAAUUGA
Messenger RNA from Cololabis saira (Pacific saury), 2336 nucleotides. RefSeq names its product peptidase, mitochondrial processing subunit alpha (gene pmpca). Gene Ontology annotation, cellular component: mitochondrion. The transcript is spliced from 13 exons. The record is from RefSeq and is a predicted model, not a curated record. Lineage: Eukaryota; Metazoa; Chordata; Actinopteri; Beloniformes; Belonidae. Bases 23 to 1585 code for a protein of 520 amino acids. Gene Ontology annotation, molecular function: metalloendopeptidase activity; metal ion binding.